AUGUCAAGUCUUACAUUAGAAAAAUUCGAGUGCGAUGGCGAAGCAGGUUCUGUUGGAGCUAGAUGGGAACGCUGGAAGAGGGGUUUAUAUAUUUACCUGGAAGCUGCAGAUGUUACUACUAGUUCUAAAAAACGCGCAAGUUUGUUACAUUGGGGAGGACAAGAACUUCAAGAAGUACUGUUUAAUAUACCCGGUGGCUACAUCAGGUCGAAUGAAGCUGGUCAAGACAAAGAUGUAUUUGAAGUAGCAAUAAAAAAGUUGGAUGAAUACUUCGCACCCAAGCAAAAUAAACGAUAUGAAAGACAUCUUUUCAGACAAAUGAAACAAGAAGAAAACGAGAAAUUUGAGAAGUAUUUGGUUCGUCUGAGGCAACAAGCGCUAAAAUGCCAAUUUACGGAUGUGGAUGACAAUUUAAUUGAUCAGAUAAUUGAGAAGUGUUCAUCGGAAGAACUGAGGAAGAAAGUACUUCGUGCAGGAGAAAAAAUUACAUUAACUGAAGUGAUAACCGAGGCAAAUACUUUAGAAGUAGUGGAACGACAAUUGGGUGAUUUUAGCCAGAAAGGAAAGGACACUGUAAGCAAAAUUGAGAAGGACAAGCCAUUUCAACCUGCGAGGCCCAAACGCCCCCUGCCGUAA
Molecule: messenger RNA, 636 nt
Organism: Helicoverpa armigera (cotton bollworm)
Lineage: Eukaryota; Metazoa; Arthropoda; Insecta; Lepidoptera; Noctuidae
Exons: 1
Coding region: 1-636 (211 amino acids)
Source: RefSeq, a predicted model, not a curated record